Molecule: messenger RNA, 815 nt
Organism: Eurytemora carolleeae
Lineage: Eukaryota; Metazoa; Arthropoda; Copepoda; Calanoida; Temoridae
Product: pyrethroid hydrolase Ces2e
Source: RefSeq, a predicted model, not a curated record
AACCAAUGAAUAUUUGGUCUCCUAGACCUGACCCUGAGGCCGGGGAAGACGCCAUUCUUCCUGUACAGCCCACUCUUGCCAUGGAGGUUGGUCAAAUUCAUCCUGUUCCAUUUCUGGUUGGUCUAGCUGAGAGCGAGGGUAUAUGGAGAGCUGCUAACUAUCUUACUCAGGACGAUGUUAUGAUGGAUUUCUUGAAAAAUUUUGAAACUGUUGCACCACUAGCCCUCGGUCUGAAGGGACAGGUUGCAGAAGACGACAUGUCCGAGGUUUUACAGAAAAUAAAGAAAUUUUACCUUCAUGCGCUCACAGACGAGAAAGACAUGCAGAAAAGGCUUGACAGUACUGUGAAUGGCAUGAUUCAGAUGUUAGGAGAUUCUAUGUUUAAUUAUCCUGUUGAUAGAAUGGUUAAACUACAUGGGAAUAAGGAUUAUGCUCCGGUAUGGAUGUAUGAGUUCAAUUACAAACACAAUCAUAGUCUUGCUAACUUUGAUUCAGCAAAUCCAGGUCUUCCCUUUCAGCACCGGAUGAAAUGGUGGAAUGCACUCCCGGUUUACUGGAAAAAAUCUCUCACUUCCGGUAAGGCUAAAUCUGUUUCCGGAAAUGAGGAAGCUGAUGCGGAAGAGGUCAGGAGAUAUGCUGAAGUUGCGGAAGAGCUUUCUCCGGAGGAAAUUGAAGAAAUGAAUGUGAUAAAUAUUGUUGAAGAACUUCAUAAAGAUGAACUUUAAGAUAAAUAUUGUUGAAGAACUUCAUAAAGAUGAACUUUAAGUUUUGGGUUUGUGUAUUUUAUAAAUAAAAUUAAAAAAAUUUAUUUGUUA